Molecule: messenger RNA, 2433 nt
Organism: Trichomycterus rosablanca
Lineage: Eukaryota; Metazoa; Chordata; Actinopteri; Siluriformes; Trichomycteridae
Gene: pip4p1b
Product: phosphatidylinositol-4,5-bisphosphate 4-phosphatase 1b
Exons: 7
Coding region: 46-843 (265 amino acids)
Biological process (GO): phosphatidylinositol dephosphorylation
Cellular component (GO): phagocytic vesicle membrane; plasma membrane; lysosomal membrane
Molecular function (GO): phosphatidylinositol-4,5-bisphosphate 4-phosphatase activity
Source: RefSeq, a predicted model, not a curated record
CACGUAGUCGUCGUCGGUUAGAUAUACACCAAAUCACGACUUUCCAUGGCGGAGGAAGAAAAAUCUCCGCUUCUUUCGGAUCGUAUUAAUGGAACGACCAGACUGUCGGUUGGAGGUGAGACUGACAGCGCGCAGAUGAUUCAUCCCUACAGUUUUCCAGUCACUCCCAAUCCUCAACAGACGUAUGGGUUGCUGGGCGAGGCACCACCACCGUACUCCCCGCUGGGAUCUCCUGAUGGCAGCAAUAGUCUUUUCAUCACUUGCAGAGUAUGCCAGUCUCUCAUCGGCAUAGAGGGCAAGAUGCGUCAACAUGUAGUCAAAUGUGCCGUCUGCAGAGAGGCUACUCCUAUUAAAAACGCUCCUGCUGGGAAGAAAUAUGUACGAUGUCCUUGCAACUGCCUUCUGAUCUGCAAAGUCAGUUCACAGAGGAUCGCCUGCCCUCGGCCUUACUGUAAACGCAUUAUUAAUUUAGGUCCCAUACGUCCAGGGGUAAGCAGUCCAACCCCUCAACUUAGUGGUGCCAGAGUGUCCUGUGGCCACUGUGGAAACACCUUUGUGUGGACAGACUUUACAAACCGAACCUUGGCCCGCUGUCCUCACUGCAGAAAAAUCUCAUCGAUUGGUCAGGGCUAUCCGAGGAGGCGGAGCUUGAUAUGGUUUAUCUUGUGUUUACUCUUCAAUGCUGCAACAAUAGGACUGAUUGCUGGUACAUGGUUGAAAGCACCGCAUUAUCCGAUGAUCUACACCUGCUGGGUAUUUUGCAUUCUUCUAGUUUUGAUCAGUCUGGCCAGGGCUUUACACUGGACCUGCGUGAAGAUCAGCGAGCCACUACACAACACAUAAAUGGAGACAGAACAUAAAGCACAAGAAUCAUGGCAGAACAUGUAAUGUAAAAUUAAUCUUUUACAUAAUUGUAUGAAAAAGUUUAUUCGUAUUCAGACCUCUGAUUUGAAUGAGCAAAAGUUAAAAAUAGCAAAAAAUAAUAAUAAUAGCUACACUACAGACUGCCAUAUGUUUAUAUACCUGAUGUUUACAAGGAAAUGACUUCCAAAGCAAUACUAAACAGUUCAGAUUAAUUAAUCUCUGUUGUUGUUUUUUAAAAAUAGUACGGAAAAGCAAAAUCUAUAUUAAAAUUAAUUUUAAUAAUACAUUUUAGUUUUACAAUUAAGAAAUCAGGGUUAAGCAAACAAUAAUUUUUACUUUGCCUUUUUUGCACAUUUAGAUUUUGGAGUUUCAUUAAAUUUUUCCUUUUCAUAAACUGUUUUAUCCUGGUCAGGGUAGUGGUGGGUCCAGUUCACUCUGAAAUACCUGGACAGGGCGCCAAUCCAUUGCAGGUCUUUGACCAUCCUCCCUUUAGACUGUAUGAACACUGCAUAGGCAUAAUAGCCACCCAAGCACUUAUUUCUGAAUUUAGUUAAGUAAAUGCAACGUUAAAGACUGUAUAUGUUAUGCUAACUUUAACUUGAUACAAAACCUUAAAAUACAAAACUCCAAAUAAAAAAGAUCCAAAUUUGCAAGCACCGAAGCUGAUACGUACAUAAAUGUGUGGGAUCUUAUUUUGUUUAUUUAUUUGUACAUUUUCCCCAUUUUUCUCCCAGUCGAGUAGUUUCCAUUUCACUAUUCUAACUUGUUGCUGCUUGCACCACCCUCAUUCUGGCUGGGGAGAAAUGCAAACUUGUACCAUGCAGUCACCUGCCACUUCUUUUCACCAACCAGUGGCCAAUUCCAACACAUAGAUGUAUGGUGUGUGGAGAGAAUCCCCCCACCACUAGUGUGGGUGCCUCAAUCAAGCCCAAAGUUCGCAAAUCACAGCAACAGUGAGGAGAAUCCCCAUGCUCGAUUCAUUGUCUGUUGGACACCAGGCCAGGUGAAUGCUAGCCUAUAAAAAGCAGAUCAUACUGCCUUCGCACAACCAUGGUAUUUUUAGAUGCUAGCCAUUUAGCAAAAGAGUCUUCCCUGUUUUUGUUUGUGAGCACUAAAGUUAGGGAAGUAAAAGCUGCUCAGGGUAGAUUUUAAAUGUGAUUAGCAGGUGGUUUGUAAACAAGUAAUUUUUGAUGCUGUUUUCUUUUAUGCUUUGUUUACAUUGUUCAUUCCAUUUAGAUAUUAUUUUCAUGUCAACAUCUGAGUAUUCUUACGUUUUUUAUUUUUAAAUGACCCAAUUAUUUUAAUGAUGUUUUGUUUAUCACUUGAAUCCAAGUUAAUAGUUUUUCUAAUUAUUGUCAAUGUUGUUUUAAGAGUGAUGCUUAUGAGUACUCCAGCACUAACAAUCUGAUGAUGAUCAGUGAUUAUGUAUGGUAAUGAAUGAAUAGCUUUGUAAAAAACUAAAUGUUACCAGGUUAUAUGUUUAAUAAAAAUGGUUUAAAAACUAUUAACAAACCAGUUGAAAUGUAUUAUGUUCUGUAAGCAUCUGAAGACUUAAUCUUGAAUGAUGUU